This is a messenger RNA of Erinaceus europaeus (western European hedgehog), 2619 nucleotides long. It is a transcript of the gene PRIM2, whose product is annotated as DNA primase subunit 2. The record is from RefSeq and is a predicted model, not a curated record. Lineage: Eukaryota; Metazoa; Chordata; Mammalia; Eulipotyphla; Erinaceidae. The transcript has 14 exons. Gene Ontology annotation, cellular component: alpha DNA polymerase:primase complex. Bases 141 to 1664 code for a protein of 507 amino acids. Gene Ontology annotation, biological process: DNA replication, synthesis of primer.
AUGAAAUCUCCCGCCAUUGGGGAAAGGCUGCUCUCAGCUAUUGAACUUGUCCACUUUUGGUGGAGCUUCAAAUAGAAGUUCCCGCGGAUUUAGGACUGCCAGUGAGGUUUCUUUGCUGGCGUUGGUAGCAGCGUUACAAGAUGCAGUUUUCUGGUGGAAAGCGGAGGAAACUGAAGUUGGCAGGUGACCUGAGGAAUUCUUGCUACCCACACAGUCUUCAGUUUUAUUUGAAGCCUCCUUCUGAAAAUAUAUCUUUGAUGGAGUUUGAAACCUUGGCUGUUGAUAGACUUAAAUUGCUGAAAGCAGUUGAAAAUCUUGGUGUAAGUUAUGUGAAAGGAACAGAGCAAUACCAGACAAAACUGGAGGCUGAGAUUCGAAAGCUCAAGUUUUCCUAUAGAGAAAAUUUAGAAGAUGAAUAUGAACCAAGAAGGAGGGAUCAUAUUUCUCAUUUUAUUUUGCGCCUAGCAUAUUGUCAAUCGGAAGAUCUUAGACGUUGGUUCAUUCAACAAGAAAUGGAUCUCCUUCGAUUUCGAUUUAAUAUUUUACCUAAGGACAAAAUUCAAAAUUUCUUAAAGGAUAGUCAUUUGCACUUUGAGGCUAUAAGUGAUGAAGAGAAGACUUUUCGAGAACGGGAGAUCAUUGCUUCAUCACCUAGUUUAAGUGGGACCAAGCUGGAGUUGGAAUCUGUUUAUAAGAUUCCUUUUGCUGAUGCCUUGGAUUUAUUCCGAACCCGGAAAGUUUAUUUGGAAGAUGGUUUUGCUUAUGUGCCACUUAGAGACAUUGUGGCAAUUAUCCUAAAUGAAUUUAGAGCCAAACUAUCCAAGGCUUUGGCAUUAACAGCCAGGUCCUUACCUGCUGUGCAGUCUGAUGAGAGACUUCAGCCUCUGCUUAAACACCUCAGUCAUUCCUACACUGGUCAAGAUUACAGUGCACAGGGAAAUACUGGGAAGAUUUCCUUAGAUCAAAUCGACUCGCUUUCUACCAAAUCCUUCCCACCUUGCAUGCGCCAGUUACACAAAGCCUUGCGGGAAAACCACCAUCUUCGUCAUGGAGGCCGAAUGCAGUAUGGCCUCUUCCUGAAGGGCAUUGGCUUAACACUGGAACAGGCAUUGCAGUUCUGGAAACAAGAAUUUAUCAGAGGAAACAUGGAUGCAGACAAGUUUGAUAAAUGCUACUCCUAUAACAUACGUCAUAGCUUUGGAAAGGAAGGCAAGAGGACAGACUAUACACCUUUCAGUUGCUUGAAGAUCAUUGUAACCAAUCCACCAAGCCAAGGAGAUUAUCAUGGGUGCCCAUUCCAUCAUAGUGAUCCAGAGCUGCUGAAGCAGAAGUUGCAGUCAUACAAGAUCUCUCCCGGAGGGAUAAACCAGAUUUUGGAUUUAGUAAAAGGAACACAUUACCAAGUAGCCUGUCAGAAGUACUUUGAGAUGAUUCAUAAUGUCGAUGACUGUGGCUUUUCUUUGAGUCAUCCUAAUCAAUUCUUCUUUGAGAGCCAGCGGAUUUUAAAUGGUGGUAAAGAAAUGAAGAAGGAAUCCAUCCACCCAGAAACUUCUCAACCCAAACCAAGUAUCCAGAAAAACAAGGAUGCAUCAUCUGCUCUUGCCUCUUUAAAUUCAUCUCUGGAUAUUGAUAUGGAGGGAUUAGAGAACUAUUUCAGUGACUAAUUCUUGGGCAGUUAAUAACUUUUCCUCAGGAACUUUUUUCCAGCAUUUCUAUCUAAUUGUUCAUUCACCCCAUUAAAUCUACUUGUAUACAUACACUUCUUAAAAAGGCAGAUCUACAGUUAAAAGCAAGAAGACAUUUUCUUCUAUGACUUAAUUCCUGUUGUAGGAGAUAAACCAGCUUCCUAGACUGUUUAUAGUCUUCUAGAAAUAAUACAACAGAAAACAAAAUUAUCUUAACCCUUAUCAUUGUCACUUAUACCCAAUCUUUUCUGGACUACUUUUGUUAAUAAACUUCAAAAUUUCAUAAAACUGCCUGUAAUUACAAGAGACCUGUUAUCUCAAAAGAAUAGGUAGUUGUUGUUUUUUCUUUUUUUCUUUUACCAGAGCAUUGAUCAGCUUUUGGCUUAUAGUAGUGCAGGGAAAUUAAACCUAGGACUUCGAAACCUCAGGCAUGAAAGUCUCUUUGAAUAACCAUUAUGCUACCUACCCCCUCUUCUAUCAGUCCUGUUUCUACCUGAAAGAUAACACAGAAUCGAAAUUUUCCUCUAAUAUGAUGGAAACGAGGCUUGAACCUGAGUUGUGUACAUGGCAAAGCAGAAACAUAGUUUAGGUGAGCUAUUUUGCCAGGCCACCAAUGAAUAUUCUAAACAUUUUUCUUCUUGAGUUGGCUAUUCUGUUGGUCUGCUUCUAAAUUCUGCUUCUAAGACCCCUUCUGUUACAUUGCUUGAGGCUGUGGUCUAUUUACAUAAUCAUUGUUUUCAUUGGUUUAAUACCCACUGGUUCCAGCGCUAUUUUCCUUCUCCCCACCCUGUAUCCUACGUACUUCCUCUUCCUGACACUUCCGCCUCAGGAGACAUAAAAGACAGGGCUUUUGAAUGAAGAAAGAUUAGAAGAGAUUAGAUUGUUCAGCUGCAUCCCCGCUCAUCAAUAAAGAUUGAACUGCGUUCCCAGCUCA